This is a messenger RNA of Rhododendron vialii, 792 nucleotides long. RefSeq lists its product as uncharacterized. The record is from RefSeq and is a predicted model, not a curated record. NCBI's taxonomy places the organism in Eukaryota, Viridiplantae, Streptophyta, Magnoliopsida, Ericales, Ericaceae. Bases 81 to 389 code for a protein of 102 amino acids. The transcript has 2 exons.
CCAUCACCCACCACCAAGCCCCUCCCACCAGCAGCCAAGUCCGCCUAUCUUCCUCCUCUCCUUUUCCUCCUACAUUGUCGAUGGAAACCUCGAUUGCUUCCUCUCCCUCCAUUGAUAAACAAGAAAUAGUUGACCCAUCAAUACACCACGAUUUGGAGUCGGAAGAUCACAUAAUAGAUGUUGAGAAACAUGUCACAGAUGUUGUAGUGACAGAGCAAAAAUCGCAGCAAGAGGGUGACACUUCAACACUUGGUAGUUAUGUAGGGCCAUCGACUAUACCUACUUCGACUUGUCGUCCAUACGAUUAUACGGAGCAUUUUACAACGAAAACGGUGAGUGUUUUUUUGAUAGAGUAUUUAUCUUGUGCAGUCUUAUAUUACGGGCUAUAAUUUUUUGUUAUGUGUGUGUAGGUUUUUCCAACCGAUGAAGCGUUGGUAGAUUGGAUAAGAUGCACUGGUAAAUAACAUGGGUUUAUCAUUGUGAUUAAGGGUUCUAAGAAAUGUAUUAAGAAUCGCACACCUAGGAUGAGAUUUUCAUGUGAAAGGAGCGGUAAGUAUAGGCCGUUUGUGAAGAAAGUUGAUGGGAAGGAGGUAGCUGUGAAGAAGAGAGUGUGGUCCACGGGCACCAAAAAAUGUGAAUGCCCAUUUGAAUUGAAAGUUGUAAAGGGCAAUGAUGAUUGGACUGUCUCUGUCCACAAUGGCACCCACAACCAUCCUCCAGCGGUGUACUUGGAGGGCCAUUCCUAUGCCGGGAGGUUGUCAGCAGAGCAGACUAGCACGGUGGUUGAUUUGU